Vitis riparia (riverbank grape) is the source of this 1664-nucleotide messenger RNA. Its product is annotated as replication stress response regulator SDE2. Bases 87 to 1415 code for a protein of 442 amino acids. Gene Ontology annotation, molecular function: protein binding. The record is from RefSeq and is a predicted model, not a curated record. Gene Ontology annotation, cellular component: nucleus. The transcript is spliced from 3 exons. NCBI's taxonomy places the organism in Eukaryota, Viridiplantae, Streptophyta, Magnoliopsida, Vitales, Vitaceae.
GGAUCAGUUAGGGCUUCGAUUCUUCAUUUAUUCGAUUCGUCUCCCUUCUCCAGUCAAAUUUUCUCAUCUUCCCAACAGACCCGACGAUGGAGAUCUACCACCUCUUCGCCAAACUCCUGGAUGGAAAAACUCUAACCAUCCGGCUUACAUCACCCACAAUCUCCGGCGACGUCAUUAAGGGCCAUCUCCACCGUAUCACAUCGGUCCCUGUCCACCUCCAGCGUUUGGUUUCACAAUCGCGUCAAAUCUCCGACGAAACCCUGAUUGCCGCCGAUAAAGGAAGCGGUAUCUUCCCGACUGUGCACCUUCUUCUGCCUCUUCCCGGCGGCAAGGGUGGUUUCGGUUCGCUCCUCCGUGGGGCGGCGACGAAGGCGGGGCAGAAGAAGACGAAUAAUUUUGAUGCGUGUAGGGAUAUGAGUGGGCGGAGGCUGAGGCAUGUCAAUGCUGAGAAGAAGUUGGAGGAGUGGAGGGCGGAGGCGGCGGAAAGAGAGCUAGAGAGGAUGGCGGAGGAUUACAUAAAGAAGGCGGCGAAGAAGGGGAAAAGUGGUAAUGGAAGUGCGGCGGCUGUGGCGGCGGAGAAGUAUGUGGAGAAGUAUCGGGAGGAGUCGGCGAAGUGUGUGGCGGAGGUGGAGGCAUCGGUGAGGGAGGCGAUGGGCGGAUUUGGGAAGCGGAAGGGCGCGGAGGUGGCGACCUCAGCUUCUGAUGCAAAAAGAUUGAAGAUUUGGAUGGGAAAGAAAAAAUUAGAGGAAAGUGACAGCGAUGAAGAUGAUGCAGAAAACGAGAGGUCUAUUGUUUUGGAUAAUGGGAGUGAUUCAGAUUCAAACAAGGAAACUGAUGGGAGUUUUGAUUCAGUAUCUGGUGGAAAAUUGAAUGGAGGAUGUUCUGGAGGGUCAUGUGAGAGUGGUUCAGAAGAAGAAAAAGAAACUUUUGGGCAAGUUAAACCAGAGGUCCAGGAAGAAAAAGUAGUUCAGGCUACAAGUGUCUCUUGUUUGGAUGCAGUGGGAAGUGAAGCAGUUGAGCCUGAAAAGGGAGAUUCUGAUGAACCCAAAUCUGGAAGUGUGGAAGUUAUCAGUCUACCCCAAAGCAGUUCGGGUUCAGAGAAUGGAAGUGACAUAGAAAAGGUAGCAAUUGAUUCUGAAGACAAGGGUGUUUCUGAAUCUAAACCAGGUGUUCAUGAAAAAGGAGAAGAAAGCGUGGCAAACACAGAUACCUCGGAUGCAGGAAAGCCUCUGAACUUUGAUGACUUCAGUUCAGCUGCAGAGAUGGAGGUUCUUGGACUGGAAAGGUUAAAAUCUGAACUGCAAGAACGUGGGUUGAAAUGUGGAGGUACAUUGCAAGAGCGGGCUGCCAGGCUUUUCCUGCUCAAGACUAUACCUUUGGAGAAGCUACCAAAGAAGCUGCUCGCCAAGAAAUGAGAUGUCCACCAUGGCUCAUCUGACUUCAAUCCUCUCCUCUUCUUGAGCAAUGUGUUCCCUUUAAAUGACUGAUAUCGCAAUUGAAGUGUGUGUAACUGCUAAUCCUCUGUUUUAUAUAUAUAGUUUGUAUGCUGGAAGUCUGGAACACAGGUCUGGGACGCAUCAACUUUGAUGAAAGCAAUCAAAGGAUAUAUUUUUCUUUCUUUGUAUCACUGUUCCUAAAACAUUUUCAUAUGUUACAACUCACAA